GACCCCGCCCGCCCGGGCCGCGUCCCUGCGCGCGGGCCGGCUGCGGCUCCCCGGCAGGAGCCUGAGGAGCAGGUGGGGGCGACGGCCCCGCCUCCGCGUCCCGGCAGCCCCAGAGCUGGCGGCCGGGGAGUGAGCGGCGCUCACCGAGCGCAGCACCCAGCGCAGCUUGGCCCCAGCGGCGCCGCUUGGAGCACGGACGCUGCGGGACGGAGCCCGGAGCCUAGAGGCGGCGGCGGCGGCGGGGGGGACGUCGGCCAGAGACGAAUCCUGUCCUGUCCUCGGCACGACCAGCGGCAGAGCAGAGACCAUUCUCCUGGGACCAUUCCUAAGAAAGAAACACCCACACUGUGACAUAUGCCACUGCCACCGCCACUGCCACCUCUGCCUCCGCCUCCCCCCCCAUCAGCGCCCCCGGUAAGUACAGAUGCUUCCAGCUUGAGAAAGACAGAUCCCAAAGGUCGGAGUGCACUGUUGGCUGAUAUCCAGCAAGGAACUCGCCUACGAAAAGUCACGCAGAUCAAUGACCGCAGUGCCCCGCAAAUCGAGAGUUCUAAAGGAACCAACAAAGAAGGAGGAGGUCCUGCAAACUCUCGAGGCGGGAGCAUGCCCCCAGCCCUGGGAGAUCUGUUUGCUGGUGGCUUUCCAGUGUUACGACCAGCAGGCCAGAGGGAUGCAGCAGGCGGCAAGACAGGGCAGGGCCCUGGCUCCCGAGCGCCUUCUCCCCGGCUUCCCACCAAAACUAUCAGCGGCCCGUUCAACCCCCCUGCAUCUCCCAGGCUAGGCGACGCCUCCGAGGCGCAUGGCGUGGCCGGGACGGUCCCUCCUCGCCCCAGCAUGCCCGCCCCACCUCCCCCGCCCUUACCCCCGGCCCUGCCCCCGUCCUCCCCCGCCAAAGCCCCGCUGGUGUCCCCACCUGGCCCACCGACCAAGGGGAGCGCCCCGGUGCUCGCACCCCCUCCGCCCUGUGCACCGCCGCCUCCACCCCCGCUGCCCCCGGCCUUGGCUCCCAGUGACAAGGCGGUGAGGCCUCAGCUAGCCCGCUUGCACCUACCGCCCAUCCCGCCCCCGCUGCCUCUUCUCCCACCUUGCGGGUACCCUGGGCUCAGUGCGGACGCUCCCAGCCCUGCCCAAGAUGUGCCGGAGCCUCCAGCCCCUCCGCUCCCGCCGCCCCCACCGCCCCCGCUCCCCUCUUACGCCCCACGCACCCCCAGAGCCUCUCUGCCUGCGCCCCCUUUGCCGGGCGCUAACAACAGCGGUGAAGUCCCACCCCCACGGCCCCCCAAGUCCCCAUGCUUCCAGGCCCAGCCCCUCGAGUCCAGCGCGCAGGCCUUGCCGGCGCCACCUGCCCUUCCGGGGUCUCAGACGUUCCCGCAGAAGAAGAGGCCCGGCCGAAGCCCCGCGACCAGUGGGGGAAAGCUGAACCCACCCCCAGCACCCCCCGCGAGGUCACCCACCACGGAGCUUUCAAGCAGGAGCCAGCAGGCCCCAGCCUGGACCCUGACCCAGCAGCCUGGAAGUCAGCUGCGGAACGGAAGCCUGCACAUCAUUGAUGACUUUGAGUCUAAAUUCACGUUCCAUUCUAUGGAAGAUUUUCCUCCUCCGGAUGAGUAUAAACCAUGCCAGAAGAUUUACCCCAGCAAGAUCCCCAGAAGCCGCACACCUGGUCCCUGGCUCCACACUGAGGCGGCCGGCCAGAGCUCCGAUGACAUCAAAGGCAGAAAUACUCAGUUAUCGCUGAAGACACUCCGGUGAGAAGACAGAUGAAGCCAACGUCCUGUGAGCCACCUGGGGGUCCAUAUGGCGGGGUGGACAUCCCCAGGAGAAUGUCAGACCUCACCCUUCUCAAGUUGUAAUUCAGUUGACAUACA
Delphinapterus leucas (beluga whale) is the source of this 1868-nucleotide messenger RNA. It is a transcript of the gene WIPF3, whose product is annotated as WAS/WASL interacting protein family member 3. Gene Ontology annotation, cellular component: WASH complex; recycling endosome; early endosome. Gene Ontology annotation, molecular function: gamma-tubulin binding; alpha-tubulin binding; actin binding. NCBI's taxonomy places the organism in Eukaryota, Metazoa, Chordata, Mammalia, Artiodactyla, Monodontidae. The record is from RefSeq and is a predicted model, not a curated record. Gene Ontology annotation, biological process: endocytic recycling; Arp2/3 complex-mediated actin nucleation; exocytosis.